AUGGACUUGAAACUAUUCGCGCUGAUCAGUGUAUUUCUGAUAUAUCAGGGGAGCUGCGGCCCAAAGCAGAUAUAUAAAAUCAAAAAGAUUGAAUGCUUAAUAAAUUCAAAGUUUGUUUCCGAACCGUUAUGCUUUGUGAAAGCGAUAAAUUGGAAUAAGGCAAUCGCUCAAAUGGAUUGUUACAUUCUUCAACCUAUACGCAAUGUAACUGUUCGCUUGCGGGUCUACAAACAAGACUACAACAAUCAAUAUCAGCCCUUUCUAAUCGAUGUUAUAUUUAAUAUGUGUAACGUGCUCUCGAAAAGGAACUUUUCGCCUUAUGGCGUAAUAAUUCGAAAGCUAUGUGAACGGUAUUCGAAUUUUAAUCACUCUUGCCCCUUCGUAGGCCACCUUAUGGCCCGCGAUUUGUAUGUCGAUGAGAACCUACUGCCGGCAUUCCCGCUGGGUUUCUAUCAGUUUUCAAUUUUCAUUAUGGAAAAUCAUAUUAACGAUUACGAUUACAUUGGGGAAAUCAAGCUUUUUGUCCAUGCCAUGGAAAUGGUUCAAUUGAAUAGAAGGAAACCCAAGAAAAACGUAACGAAGGUGUAA
This is a messenger RNA of Drosophila navojoa, 588 nucleotides long. RefSeq lists its product as uncharacterized. Lineage: Eukaryota; Metazoa; Arthropoda; Insecta; Diptera; Drosophilidae. The record is from RefSeq and is a predicted model, not a curated record.